Homalodisca vitripennis (glassy-winged sharpshooter) is the source of this 379-nucleotide messenger RNA. RefSeq lists its product as uncharacterized. Lineage: Eukaryota; Metazoa; Arthropoda; Insecta; Hemiptera; Cicadellidae. The record is from RefSeq and is a predicted model, not a curated record. The transcript has 2 exons. Bases 29 to 379 code for a protein of 116 amino acids.
CAACAUUAAGGAUGUGUUCAGCAAGGCCAUGAUCAACCGCACACUGCCUGCUCCAUGCACCAUGGAGGUGGAUCUGUACCAGUUGGAGCCAGAGCGGAAGCGACGGGUGCAAGAUGGGCCCUCUGGCGGAGGUCCUUGUCGCCCACCAUUCGUUGUGCAGAGUAUUCCAUUCAGUGACAUGAUUCUGGUGGUGGUCCAUGCUACAUGUCCCCAGGCCUCUGACCCCUCUGUGUCCCCCUUGAAUGUUAUCCCGAGUGAGGUCAACUACAAUGGCACCAGCCUUAAUUGUCAAAAGAUCAAGUUCAAGCACAACUUGCCUCGUAGAAGGCCUCCUUCGUGCAUCAAGGAACAUGAAAAAGUAAGAAAUGCAGGGAUAUGA